CGGCGGCUUUCCUACAUUUUCACGGAGUUCCAGAGACCUCUAAUCGUUUGCUCUUAACAAAUAAAACAUCUGAUUAAUCAGAUUCCUCAUAAUGUUCAAGAAAUCGAGUGAAGCAAAGGCACAACAGCGCUUGUCUGGAGCCGAUCGCAAGAAGCUCAAAAGGACCAUUAAGGAGAGGUUUUCACAUGCCUCAGAUGCUGAUAUCGAUACAAUUUUGCCUCCAAAGGCGGAAAUAACUGUUGCAAAAUAUCCAAACCGAGCUCAUGCCUAUGCAAUAGAAGGAGGCCCCCCUGUGCUCUUUGAUGUUGAUGGGCGAGGCACUGAUAUAUUUCCUACAGUCUACGCACUUUGGAAAGUCCCGGACUUGCUGCCUUCUUUUAUGCUCAAAGGCGGUGAAGUAUCUCGCUUCAUUAUUGGUGGGGCGGAUUUAAUGUUUCCUGGUAUUAGUAUACCACAAGAGGGUUUCCCUUCAUUCUUGGCAGGUCAACCAUGGGCUGUAAAAGUACCGGGAAAUGCUGCACCUAUUGCUGUUGGAACCACCACAAUGAGUAGCACUGAAGCAUUAAAAGCGGGUUUGCGUGGCAAGGCUUUGCGAAUAAUGCAUUAUUAUCAUGACUUACUAUGGGAAUCAGCAGAAAAUCAUUAUGUGCCCAAUGCAGGGUUUCUAGAAGAUGUUGUUUUGGAAGAUCCUGUUUUACAGCAGAUGUGCCAAACAUCUGCUUCGUGUGAAUAUUUUUUAAAUCCUUCAAAUGAUUCAGUUAAUGUUGAUUUAGAAGAAGGACAAUCAGUGGAUCUCCAAGAGGUCCAUUCAGAAGGGAAUGAGAUAGCCUCUGUUCAUUUUGAUGCCAAAAACAAAGUUUCUAGCAAUAUAACUGAAGAUAUGAGUAGUUUGAAUGUAAUGGAAUCUGUUGUUGCUCCUGCUGAAGCGCCUAAUGAUGAAAAGGAGCAAGUGACGCUCAGUGUUGAAGAGAUAGAUUCCCUUUUGGACAAGUGUCUUCUGCAAGCCUUGCACACCACUGUCAAAGAUAAAGAUUUCCCUAUGUCUGGGAGCAGCUUAUGGUCGAGCCAUGUCUUGCCUUGUAGGCCUGAAGGCAUCACUCUUGACAUCAAAAAAUCAUCACACAAGAAGCUCUCUAAAUGGCUGCAGUCAAAAUCCUCUUCGGGACUGAUUUCGGUGAAGGAAGACAAACAUAAGAAGGAGUUCAUGUUACUCUCUGUAAAUCGGGUGCACCCUGACUUUACAUCCUUUAGGCCUGAAAAGAAACGAGCAGAACGCAUGGAUGAAAACUCUGAAUCUAUUAGUGGUUCAAGCCAGCAAAUAAAGGGGCAGCUUGAGGUUGUGGAGACCUACAAACCCACAACUCACGUGAAUCCAAUCUUCACUGCACUUGGGGCUGAUACAGGGAAAUACUACAGUGCAUCAGAAGCAACUGAAUUUGUUUUUUCUUAUGUAGAGAGAGAAAAUUUGGUUAAGCCAACUGACAAGGCAUAUGUAGUCCUGAAUGUGACCUUGUGCGAUGCCCUCUACAAAGGAACAGUGAAGAAGGGAACCACAUACCCUACUAUGAUACAUAAGAAGGAUUUGGGGGGGACAUUCGUAAACCGAAUGCAAAUACACCAUAAGGUGACGAGGGGAAAUGAAUCUGUGGUCCGGAAGGGAGCGCUGAAAACGGUUCAAAUAAUGACGGAGCGUAGACAAGGAAACAAGAAAGUCACAAGAGUGUCGGGCCUCGAAUCUUUCUUGAUUGAUGCUGAAGCAUUAGCAUCAGAAUUGCAAAAGAAGUUUGCAUGCAGUACCACUGUGGCAGAGCUUCCAGGUAAAAAAGGACAGCAUGAAGUGUUGGUUCAAGGUGGAGUCAUUGAAGACCUAGCCAAGCACCUUGUAGAGCAGUGUGGCAUCCCCAAAAGGCCAAAAGGUUAUACUCUCUCCAUGGAGCAGAAGCCACUCCCUCAGGUGAUCGUGUUUAGGAGUUAUCUUUAUGAAAAUCCUAUUUAGGAGUAUUUGGGGAGCUAAUCUUUGGCAAGGGAACCUCCUCAACCUGGUGAACAACCUCAGGAAAAAAAUAAUGAAAAUCGUAUGAUUUCAUAUGCACUUGAGAAAUGCUUCAAAAAGAUAGUAUCGUAAGAUUGAAUAGAGAUCAUCCAAUUUUUUACCGGUGAGGUUAAAGCAUCUAGGCUUAAAAGUGCUUGUGAUUCUAAAGUGGAUAAUAAAGUUUCCUAUGGAAGAAACCCUGUUUCUUGGAAGUGAUCCUCUUGAAAUCUUUUGCGGGCUGGUGAUUGCACGGUGUUUGGAACUGCCUAAUAGUAAUCAUAGGAAUACACAUUUUUUAUUUGUUGUUAUAAUUUGUAAAUGUCUGAUUGGCUGGGUGACUGGUGAAGUGGUCAUACUCUAAUUACUACUGGGUGGUUCUUGUAAAUUAA
Messenger RNA from Amborella trichopoda, 2421 nucleotides. Its product is annotated as eukaryotic translation initiation factor SUI1 family protein. Gene Ontology annotation, molecular function: translation initiation factor activity. Gene Ontology annotation, biological process: translational initiation; formation of translation preinitiation complex. The record is from RefSeq and is a predicted model, not a curated record. Lineage: Eukaryota; Viridiplantae; Streptophyta; Magnoliopsida; Amborellales; Amborellaceae.